This is a messenger RNA of Sordaria macrospora k-hell, 2328 nucleotides long. RefSeq lists its product as uncharacterized. Gene Ontology annotation, molecular function: zinc ion binding; nucleic acid binding. NCBI's taxonomy places the organism in Eukaryota, Fungi, Ascomycota, Sordariomycetes, Sordariales, Sordariaceae. The record is from RefSeq and is a predicted model, not a curated record.
AUGAGCGCUCCAGGUUCACCGCCCAGCCGCAAAAGGCCGGCCGACGAUGAAUCGGAUGCAUCGGGAGCCAAAAAGGCCCGGGUGGAAAAUGCCGAGGCUGCCUCCAACACGCCGGCUGAUGAUUUCGAGGAGGGCGAGAUAGGAGAGUCGCCUUCCGGGUCUGAAGCAGCGUCGCCCAAGGACAACGAGGCUGGAGCCGAAACCACGCCAGCGCAAGGUGGUUGGAACCGCGGCGUUAGUAGCGGCCUGCGGACAUCCUUCAUAUCGCUGAGCACAUCACAAAGCCUACGCAAAAAGUCGCAAAAGAAGGAACCCUCGCCAGAGACCGCACCAGAGAGACACACGGCGGCACCUAGCACAAAGACUAAAAACCAAACGCGUCCAAAGAGCUCAUCGCCGACAGACCAAAAUAUCGUGGAUGGCUGGCUCGCCCUUCCUCCUCAUGAGCCCUUCGCGAACUUCAAGGCCCGACCAAGGUACCCAGAGUCGUGGCAGGAACGCUUUAUGAAAUUCUGUGGGGCCCUUAUCAGGCACAACAUCCGAUGGCCCCAGACCACGAUGGACGAGGCUCAGGCCAAAAAGAUGAACAACCCCGAUCUCUUGUACAAGGCUUGGGGGCGGUGGCUGCAGGACCACGCGGAUCAAAAAUUCUGCAGUUACGAUCAGGUGGCUGGUGGAAUCAAGCAGGCGAAAUUGACAAGGCAGAGUAGUGAACGACUCGGAAUGGUCAUCUCUGAAGCACUCAAUGGAGAAGGUCAAGAGCCAGAGGAGCCAAAGACAGAGGCUCAGGAGCUGAAGAAGAAGGGAAAGUUUGCUCAGGCAAGCUGGACCCAAUUCACCCUCCAAGGCACCAGAUUCGAGAAUCUGACAAUUCCACCGUUGGACUCCAAGUCGGAUCUGGACAAUCUGAAGAAGAACAAUCGCCUUUGGAGGACCAAAUUCCUUCAAUGGUCUCAGGAGUUCAUCAACCUGAAUCCAGACCUUCUGACUUCCGAUACACCGGAGCUCCUGGGCGUUAUCUGGACGACCUGGUGUAAUUGGUUCAGACAAAUUGUGGGCAAGAACAAAAUUCCCGUCGGAAAGGACGUUGCUAGGAAUUUCUUCCUUGACCACAACGAGGACGUUGAAGCCGUUUACCAUGCUAUUACGGCAGCCAGCCCAAAGCCUGCUCAAGAUGAGACAGUGGAACCUCCAAAAUAUGAAGAGAGAGAAGAAGCUGCCGAUGAGCAGAGCGAGCGCACACAAGCGGUGGCCGCCAGAAACGAGGAGCAACAACAACUAUCACAACCCGCAACACCCAGAAACGAAGACCUCGACCUGCACAUCCGCCACAAAUACUUCUGCGGUCUCGAGCACAACCAGCUCUUCUGUGUCGAAUGCGCCUCCUACUCGCACGGCUCCUCCCAAUGCCCCCUCCUCACCUGCCGGUGGUGCCGCGCCGUCGCCGAGCACCCCUACUACGCCUGUCCCACCCGCCGCCGCUGCACCGAGUGUAGGCAACUCGGUCACGACGCCGAGUCUUGCACCGAGAGGCUUGCCCUCCCGCGCGACCAGAUGGAUUGCGCCAUCUGCGGCUCUACCGAUCACCUGGAAGAGACCUGCGUUGAGCUCUGGCGUACCUACAAGCCCGAUCCGCUCACUUCAUCCAAAGUCAAGGCUCUGCCUGUCUAUUGCUACUGCUGCGGCAACGCAGGUCACUAUGGAGCCGACUGCGGCAUGAACAUGGCGCGCCCGUCUACUAUUACCGCGUGGGAGACGUGGAGCAAGAGCAACGUGGAGCAGCUCUACAUCGACCCGGAAUCAGCCAAGAUCCCCAUCGCACUGCAGCCGAUGCCCAAGGGCUCUGUGUUGGCGCCUUAUAAAGAAGAGGAUCCGUAUGCGGACUGGGAUGCGGACAGCAACGGUCGUCCAGACUUUGGACACAGCAUUGCCCCGCAGAGACAUGUCUUCUUUGAGGACGACGAGGACGAAGAAGAUGAGGGGUUUAUUAGGCCUCCCGUCACUCAGAAUCAGGGACCUGGGUCCGCUCAACACGGGAAGAUCAACUUUGGUGGUAACCGUGGUGGACGCGGCAAGAACGGUGGCGGUACUGGUGGACAGAGACACAACCCGCCGCUUCCGCCUGGUCCCCCUCCGCAAAGACUGAGGGAGUUCCAGAGCUAUAACCAUGGCAGGGGAGGCGAUACCUUUACAAAUGGCCCUGGCGGCGGCGGACGUGGUGGUGGGCGUGGUGGUGCUGGUGGAGGUGGUCGUGGUGGCCGCGGUGGAUUUGGCGGCGGCCGGAGGGGCAGAGGUGGGAAGAACCAGUGGUCAAGGGGACAUCACUGA